Daldinia childiae is the source of this 903-nucleotide messenger RNA. Its product is annotated as Oxidoreductase UcpA. The coding region runs from base 1 to 903 and encodes 300 amino acids. The transcript has 3 exons. Gene Ontology annotation, molecular function: oxidoreductase activity, acting on the CH-OH group of donors, NAD or NADP as acceptor. The record is from RefSeq and is a predicted model, not a curated record. NCBI's taxonomy places the organism in Eukaryota, Fungi, Ascomycota, Sordariomycetes, Xylariales, Hypoxylaceae.
AUGCCUCCUCCGAAGGGCACUCCUAACCCUCUAGAGGGUCCAGGUGACUAUGACGUGACCUCUGUAGUACACAACGACACAUAUCCUGCGAUCGAUUCUGCUAAGGCAAACUUGAGCGGUAAGGCCGUCCUUAUCACCGGUGCUUCUAAAGGCUUGGGCAGAGCGAUCUCUGUCUCGUUUGCCAAAGCUGGCGCAUCGAUGAUCGCAAUCGGAGCUAGGUCCGAUCUCUCAACUACAGUCAGCGAGAUUAAAGCAGCAGCUGAGAAGGUGGGAAAACCGGAACCGAUAAUCUUAGCUCUCAAGCUUGAUGUAGCCGACCCCAAGAGUGUCGAUGAUGCGGCAGCCCAAGUUAAGGAGAGCUUCGGACGCAUGGAUAUCGUUAUUAAUAACGCUGGCAUUUUUGAUGUAGCCAUGAUCCUAGAUACCGACCCCGAAAAGUGGUGGAAUAUAUGGAGAGUAAACGUUAUGGGGCCAUACAACACUGCACGCUCCUUUCUCCCACUGCUAUUAGAGGGGAGUAACAAGACAAUAGUUACAUUAAGUAGCGUUGGCGCUCAUUUGGUAGGGCCGGGACUCAGCGCAUACCAACCCUCUAAGCUAGCAGUGCUGCGUCUUUCCGAAUUUAUCUCGGCGGAGUAUGGCGACAAGGGCAUAGUCGCGUACUGCAUACAUCCAGGAAAUAUUCCAACAGAUAUGGUUGCCGAUGUCCUGGUUCCUGAGAUAAGGGAUGCAUUUGUCGAGACUCCGGAGUUAAGCGCAGAUUCUUUAGUGUAUCUAACAUCGGAGAGACGGGAUUGGCUGGCAGGCAGAUAUAUCAAUGUCACUUGGGACCUACCGGAAUUGAUGGAGAAGAAAGACGAGAUCGUUAAAGGUGACAAGUUAAAAGUGCGGCUAGUUAUAUAA